Molecule: messenger RNA, 339 nt
Organism: Hippopotamus amphibius kiboko
Lineage: Eukaryota; Metazoa; Chordata; Mammalia; Artiodactyla; Hippopotamidae
Product: small ubiquitin-related modifier 2-like
Exons: 1
Coding region: 52-339 (95 amino acids)
Biological process (GO): protein sumoylation
Cellular component (GO): nucleus
Molecular function (GO): protein tag activity; ubiquitin-like protein ligase binding
Source: RefSeq, a predicted model, not a curated record
ACUUGGCACCUCUUUUGUGAAGCAGCAGCUGAGGAGACUCCAGCACUCACCAUGGCCAACAAAAAGCCCACGGAAGGAGUCAAGACUGAGAACAACGAUCAUAUUAAUUUGAAGGUGGCUAGGCAGGACGGCUCUGUGGUGCAGUUUAAGAUUAAGACGCAUACACCACCUAGUAAACUAAUGAAAGCCUACUGUGAACAACAGCAUUUGUCAAUGAGGCAGAUCAGAUUCCUAUGUGACAGGCAGCCAAUCAAUGUAACAGACACACCUGCACAGUUGGAAAUGGAAGUUGAAGAUACAACUGAUGUGUUCCAGCAGCAGACAGGGAGUGUCUACUAA